Molecule: messenger RNA, 573 nt
Organism: Lodderomyces theae
Lineage: Eukaryota; Fungi; Ascomycota; Pichiomycetes; Serinales; Debaryomycetaceae
Exons: 1
Coding region: 1-573 (190 amino acids)
Biological process (GO): phospholipid transport
Cellular component (GO): mitochondrial intermembrane space
Molecular function (GO): phosphatidic acid transfer activity
Source: RefSeq, a predicted model, not a curated record
AUGGUUUUAUAUUUUGAAAACAAGCAUCGGUUCAAUUUUGAUUUUGAAACUGCCAGUUUAGCAUUUAUCAAUCGAUAUCCCAACCCAUAUUCCCAGCAUGUGUUAUCAGUAGACACAUUAGAGUCGUAUGUUGAUAAACAAGGACGAUUAUGCACCACGCGAGUCAUUGUCAAGACGGGCAAAUUGCCCAAGUUUAUAAAACCCUUUCUUGGUGUUACUAAUUUGAACUCAUGGAUUAUUGAAAAAUCGAUAAUAAACCCCAGGACAAACACGCUACUUUCAUAUACAAGUAAUAUUGAUCAUCGGAAGUUUAUCCGUGUGGAGGAGUAUUUAAUGUAUCAUAGUGAGAAUGAGGAAAGUGGAGGCGUGGUGGGUGUAGGUACUAUUGUCGACUCAAAAGUUAAGUUUUCUUCCAAUUUGUUCGGAUUGAAGCUGAAGAUUGAAGAAUGGAGUCACAAGAGGUUUAUGAAGAAUAUACAAAACACAAGGGAAGGGUUGAAUUUUGUCAUGAUGAAGGUCAAAGAAAGAGGAAGAAAUUAUUUGACAAAAGGGAAAACAACUAUAGAUAUGUAG